This is a messenger RNA of Colletotrichum scovillei, 3991 nucleotides long. RefSeq names its product HECT-domain-containing protein. Gene Ontology annotation, molecular function: ubiquitin protein ligase activity; protein binding. The transcript has 7 exons. The record is from RefSeq and is a predicted model, not a curated record. Gene Ontology annotation, biological process: ubiquitin-dependent protein catabolic process. The coding region runs from base 903 to 3347 and encodes 814 amino acids. NCBI's taxonomy places the organism in Eukaryota, Fungi, Ascomycota, Sordariomycetes, Glomerellales, Glomerellaceae.
UGCCGUAAUCACCGCUCCCGUCUGCCACCCUGCUGAGGUCAUCAAGGGUGAAAGCUGAUGGGAGCACAGGCUCAUCGCACGCCGCACGCCGCACACUGGAGCACCUCUCAGAGUCAGAUAGCGCUGAACCUGACACUUUCUCCUACCCACCGCAUACCUCACCUCCCGCAUCACGCCUAACAACCUUCUUUCCUCUGCUGCGAACUUCCGACCGGAGACAAAAUCCACUCGCACACACGUACUCCGUACCGUUUGACAAGCGCUCAGACGGGGGCGACUGGCUGACUUAACUUACCAAAACAUCAAACUCGCUCCGUCCUGUCUCUUCCAUCUUCAACCUCCAAACUCCCUCCCAUCGAAUCCCACCGAUCGACCUUCUGUCGCCCUCCGGAGAUAGAUCGAUACAGAGACGGCCAACAAAGUCUACUGCAUCGCUGGUUCGAUUCGACCUCGCCAGUAUCCUUACCGUUCCUCUGUUGCUUUCUUAGCUUCGCUCGGUCUUCCCGCCCGCCGCGUCACCUUAUCAUCCGCCGCACCCCCGAAGGGAACUCCAAGGCCCCCAAAAACCCAGCCCACUUGGCUCGUCGAAGCGGGGGGCUUUUCUGCACUGCACAGCACUGCACAGCCUCAGCUCUGCCUUUCGCCGUCGUUCUUGUCGUCGUCGUCAACGCCAAUCCGCACUACGCUACCUCUCACCAGCAAAAGCAUCCUUUUGCUGCAUUCCGGUCCAUAUUGUCGUCGAUAAUCUAUUCCGCCGUAUCGCCGCGACCGGUCACUUUCCAAACGUCAUCCACGAAACGUCCUCCUAACCCCUCAUUUGUUCCAAGAACGAACGACCUUGAUCUGAGCACGCCAGAUAUUUUGGGAGUCGACACCGUUGUCGCUGGCUAUCCCGCGACGAAAUGAGUUCCUCCCGCAAUGAUGCCGGGCAGCCCAACCGCAAGCCCAACCUCCGAGUAACGAUCAUCGCCGCCGAUGGCUUGUACAAGCGAGAUGUCUUCCGGUUUCCGGAUCCCUUCGCCGUCAUCACCGUCAACGGAGACCAGACCAAGACUACGAGUGCACAGAAACGAACUUUGAACCCAUACUGGAACGAGAGCUUCGACCUCAACGUGAACGAAGACACCAUUCUCGCGGUUCAGGUAUUUGACCAGAAGAAGUUCAAGAAGAAGGACCAAGGUUUCCUUGGCGUAAUCAACGUUAGGAUUGGCGAUGUGAUUGAGCUGGCACCGGACGCUGAUGAUCAAAUGCUCACGCGAGACCUCAAGAAGUCGACCGAUAACCUAGUUGUGCACGGCAAGCUGAUCGUAAACCUGUCAACAAACCUCACCACACCCGCGCGGGCCGGGCAAGCAUCAUCAAGCCGUCCCUCACUCGUCCCGCCUGCCCAAGGGUCCAGCCUUUCGACGCUCUCGGCCCCGGCGGCUGACGCUAGACCGGGCUCGGCCAUGGGUGUUCCGAAUGGCGGCCCAGCUCCUGGUUCUCAAGUAAACCUUCCGCACCGACCUGCGAGCAUGACUUCCACCGGUCCCCCUCCGGCCGCCAAUGGUGGCCCGCCUCCGGCACGCAACUCUAGCACACUGAGCCCCUUCGAGGAUGCGCAAGGGCGCUUGCCGGCCGGCUGGGAACGCCGAGAGGAUAACCUUGGCCGCACAUAUUACGUUGAUCACAACACCAGAACUACGAGCUGGAACAGACCGACCGUUGCGGGGGCCGUGGAACAGAGGAACGAUCGUGAAGCCGCAACCCAAGUGGAGCGCCAGAGACACCAGAACCGAACCCUCCCCGAGGAUCGAACCGGCGCGAGCUCCCCGACUCUGCAAGCUCAGCAAGCAGCCGCUCAAAGCGCAAACAACGCUACGAUGAUGCACACUGGAGCAACGAGUCCGGGCACUGGUGAGCUGCCGCCUGGUUGGGAACAGAGAUGGACUCCAGAGGGUCGCCCGUACUUCGUGGACCACAACACUCGUACAACUACAUGGGUUGACCCCCGCCGCCAGCAGUACAUCCGUAUGUAUGGAGGCCAGAAUGCCCAGAAUGGCACCAUCCAGCAACAACCCGUCUCUCAAUUGGGACCUCUGCCAAGUGGUUGGGAGAUGCGUCUCACGAACACUGCUCGAGUGUAUUUCGUGGACCACAACACAAAGACAACAACGUGGGACGACCCCCGUUUGCCGUCAUCCCUGGAUCAGAACGUACCGCAGUACAAGCGCGACUUCAGAAGGAAGCUCAUUUACUUCCGCUCGCAACCUGCGAUGCGCAUUCUUUCCGGACAGUGCCACAUCAAGGUGCGGCGGUCUCAUAUCUUUGAGGACUCCUUUGCAGAAAUCACUCGGCAGUCUGCUACUGAUUUGAAGAAGCGUCUCAUGAUCAAAUUCGAUGGUGAGGAUGGUUUGGAUUAUGGUGGUCUGUCCAGAGAAUUCUUCUUCCUUCUCUCCCACGAGAUGUUCAACCCGUUCUACUGCCUGUUCGAGUACUCCGCCCACGACAACUACACCCUUCAAAUCAACCCUCACUCCGGUAUCAACCCCGAGCAUCUGAACUACUUCAAGUUCAUUGGUCGUGUUGUUGGCCUGGCGAUUUUCCACCGUCGUUUCCUCGAUGCCUUCUUCAUCGGUGCCCUGUACAAGAUGAUCCUGGGUAAGUCGGUUGUUCUAGCCGACAUGGAAGGUGUGGAUGCCGACUUCCACCGCUCUCUGCAGUGGAUGCUUGACAACGACAUUUCUGGAGGAAUUCUGGAACAGACAUUCUCCACUGAGGACGAGCGCUUCGGCGUUAUGACCGUGGAGGACCUCAUUCCCGGUGGUCGCGACAUCGACGUCACGAACGAGAACAAGAAGGAGUAUGUUGAUCUCAUGGUGAAGUGGAGAAUCGAGAAGCGUAUUGCGGAGCAAUUCCAAGCCUUCAAGGAUGGCUUCCACGAGCUUAUCCCUCAGGACCUAGUCAACGUUUUCGAUGAACGUGAACUGGAGUUGCUCAUUGGUGGUAUCGCUGAGAUCGAUGUGGAUGAUUGGAAGAAGCACACCGAUUACCGCGGAUACACAGAGUCGGACGAGGUUAUUCAGUUCUUCUGGCAGACGAUUCGUUCAUGGGAUGGAGAGCAGAAGUCGCGUCUACUUCAAUUCGCGACGGGUACAUCGCGUAUCCCGGUCAACGGCUUCAAGGAUUUGCAAGGAAGUGACGGUCCCAGAAGAUUCACGAUCGAAAAGGCUGGAGAGAUUAACAAUCUUCCCAAGGCACACACAUGUUUCAACCGUCUGGACCUACCGCCAUACAAGAGUCUGGAAAUGCUUCAGCAGAAGCUUACAAUUGCCGUUGAAGAGACUAUGGGCUUCGGUCAAGAAUAGAUGCCUCAUACGUCCGAUGGGGCCAUGUCUUUGCGUAUGCGUCUAAGCAUGCGCAAAAAGGAUGAUGGAAGCACGAGCCUUCGCCACGUAGUGGCUGGAUCUUCACCGCUGUAUGUGAGGAGAGCAUGCGCGAAGCACAUUGCAUCCGGUACACGUUGGGGUGGGCUCGAUUCGAAGCUACUGCUAGUAUGAUUUCACAGCAUCAAAUUCAUUCGGAUGUUCGGCGUGCGGUAGGGAUACUUGGAAUAAACCUCUGAUUCUUCUUCUUUCUAUAUGUGGAGGGGUAGUGGAAAGUGAUGACGAGACGAAGCGACUGGAGUCGAAAUGUGGCAAAGUACGAGCAGAAUUGUCGAAAGGGAAACUGUUGUACCAAAAAGCUCCUUGGGUGUGGCAAAUUUGCAUCGAUACCGUUAGAUGUCUGCGAAGUGAGUCCGCAGCAAGGAGGGACUUAAUUUACCGCCUCAGGGAGGAGAGAGAGAGAGAGAGAGAGAGAGAGAGAGAGAGAUGCUUAAACGACCAGGGCUUCCGAGGGCAAGAGACAGGAAAGCUAAGCAAAGGGAUGACGGGCGCAUUUGAUUAUUCUCGGGCAUCACAACUCCAGUGCGAUAUCCGCAUCAGAUAUAUAGUUUAUAUACAUACAUACC